AGUGGGCAGGCUCAGUGACUCAGUAUCUAAACGCAAACUCACUAGUGCUAACGUUUAUAUAUGCGAUCGAUUCUCGUAGUGAAUAUAUCAGUGAAAAAGGAGAUUCAUCUAUGAAUUAAAUUUUGUUUUGUGAGUGGGAUGAAUGAAACGCUGACAUCUAAAAAUCCAAGUGAUGAAAAUGAGUAGAAUGAAACAAAGUGUUUGCAGAGGGAAGAUCGUCAUAUCUCUCUUGACAUCUAUAUAAGAAUAAUUUCACUUAAUAAGGGAUUGGAGCGGAGAACUGGACAACGCUGAGGAAAAAAGUUUGAGAAUAAGGACGAGGUUAUUUAAUCAAGCGAAAAAUGAAGACCAUCGGAGCGAAGGUGGUAGUUCUGGGAUCCCAAGGUGUGGGCAAGACCUCCCUAGUGACCCGCUACGAGACCAAGACGUUUAGCAGGAACACGUCGUCAACGAUUGGCGCGUCGUUCAGCAACAUCGAGAUUAUUAUCAACGACACUAAGGUCAAGAUGCAGGUCUGGGACACAGCAGGUCAGGAGAGAUUUCGGUCGAUGGCGCCUAUGUAUUAUCGCGGUGCACACGCGGCCCUUCUCGUCUUUGAUAUUACAAAACUCCAAACCUAUAACGACAUACAGUCUUGGGUGCAUGAGUUGAGUUCUCGCGUAGGGGAGGGACUUAUGCUUGUACUGGUCGGCAACAAGUGUGACCUUGAUCAGUGCAGAGUAGUGGCCAGGGAUGUCGCCCAACAGUAUGCUGCUUCUAUAGGUGCUAUUUUCCUAGAAACUUCCGCUAUGGACGAAACAGGGAUUGAAGAAAUGUUCGAAAUCGUCGCGACAGAGAUGCUUCGGAAAGCUGACGAAGUAGACCCUACGGUCCAUUUAUAUUCCUCUGAGGCCAAGAGCACAAUCAAGUUGAACAGUUCAGCGACUUCUCUGAAUGACUCCUCACUACCACGGGCGAAAAACAGCUGUUGUUAACUGUCAGCGGCAGAAUAAAGCAACGUAGAUGAUACAACAAACUAGUCAACAUUAUCACGGGCUGUGGUGUAUUGCCAUGAUAACAGUAACAGGAUAAAACUGAUUGGAAAGAAGAUAGGAGAGAAUCAGGUGUUUUGUUUGUGUGUUAUGUUUCGAUGGCACUUCCUUUCGUUUUUAAAUAAAUGAAAUGGUCAGUACAGUGCUGCAAAAAUGCCUUGUUAUUCUGAAACUUUAAAAAUGUUAUUUUGUUUAUGUCUUGAAUUUACUCAUGAAACGAAUCCGUUAGAGGAAAUGAAGGUUUAAUUUUAAUGGAGAUGUAAUUUUUUGGUUCAUUUCAUUUUCGAAAGUAAAGGGUAGCUGUCUGUGGUUCUGUACAUUAUUCCCGAUAUACAAUAAGUUUAGUUUUAAGAAUUUGUUCUAUCCGUAUGGGUAAUGAAAACGUGCCUUGGUGUAAAGAGAUAAUGUUAAGUCUGUUAUGUUGACAAACAAACAAAGUGACAUGUAUCAGCUAGAUGUGAUAUGUACCGAAAAUAAGAAAUGUAUUGUUUGUGUUUGUAUGAGAAGUAAUGGUUUUCAUAUAUCUGUUUUUUUAUAAUUAUAUAUUUUCAGGAAAAAAAUGUCUGAUAAAAAAUAAAGACACAACUCAUAAAAA
Molecule: messenger RNA, 1626 nt
Organism: Penaeus indicus
Lineage: Eukaryota; Metazoa; Arthropoda; Malacostraca; Decapoda; Penaeidae
Exons: 6
Coding region: 342-974 (210 amino acids)
Cellular component (GO): endosome; Golgi apparatus
Molecular function (GO): GTPase activity; GTP binding
Source: RefSeq, a predicted model, not a curated record